Molecule: messenger RNA, 726 nt
Organism: Aspergillus wentii DTO 134E9
Lineage: Eukaryota; Fungi; Ascomycota; Eurotiomycetes; Eurotiales; Aspergillaceae
Exons: 1
Coding region: 216-371 (51 amino acids)
Source: RefSeq, a predicted model, not a curated record
CUGGGAACGCGACAGAUAUCUAAAUUCGUCUCGCUUAAAUCUCCUGUCUUAGGAUGUAUCAAAUUGAAUACACAGCGACCGGCUCCAGCUUCAUAACGAUCGACAUGAUACUCGUAUAACAAACCUUUCCCCAAGAAUAAUUGCAAAUCAUCAUAUCGCUAAGAUUGCAAACGCCAAUCACUCCAUGACCUAGCCCUGGCAAAUAGGUCACGGGUAUGUUUGACACAAAACCCAACCCAACCAACGAUAUCAUCGUCGUAUCCAACCCAACCAACCGUAACGGCACAGCCACGCCAACCCCAGCAUCACAUUUCCCCAUCCGGCCCCGGAUACUCCGUACUGAUACUCUGUUAUCUCGAUCAAUUUAUUAAUAGAAGCCGAUCACACAACCGAUCGACCCAGAGAAUGUGUAUCUGAUAAUUUGUCAUUGGAAAACUCGCGGGGCGAUAGCGUUGUGGUAUUACACCGCGUGGUGGUGUUGCGUUGCGUUACUUUGCAGCGAAAACAACUCGAGAUUCGACGCGGGCCGCUGCAUGCGGAAGUGCGGGGUAAGUUGACUCGAUCUCAAGACUCCAUCUCACAGAUCUCAUAUCCGAAUUCAAUGUGAGUUGAUAGGACUGUCACUGUGUAUUAUUAGAUAAAUAAUGGAUGACUCAUACACUAUCCACCAUUUGGCAAUAUAACAGUAGUCCUUCUUCUCCUCUGUAAACAACCAUCCAUUACAGC